This is a messenger RNA of Syngnathus acus (greater pipefish), 897 nucleotides long. It is a transcript of the gene zte38, whose product is annotated as zebrafish testis-expressed 38. The record is from RefSeq and is a predicted model, not a curated record. The annotation marks the transcript as partial. The transcript has 10 exons. Lineage: Eukaryota; Metazoa; Chordata; Actinopteri; Syngnathiformes; Syngnathidae.
ACUUUUAAGUGGACUGGAUUAUUUCCGAACGACGUCAAUAGCAAAGAGGGGUCCCUUGUCUACCUUAAGAGGAUGCUGGCUGUGGCCGUGUCAACCAUCACCUACCUCAGAGGCAUUUUACCUGAAAAUGCCUACUGUACCAGAUACUUGGAAGAUGUGUGCUUCAAGAUUUUGCGAAAGGACAGCAGCAUUCCUAGAGCCAGAAAUGUUGUCAAAUGGUUGUUUGGCUGUUUUGAUGCACUGGAGAAACAAUAUCUUGAGGUUGUGUUCAUUGGGGUAUACACCGAACCCGACGAACCAAAUUGCAUCAUUGAGUCUUACAGUUUCAAGUUCAAGUACAGAGAGACAGGUCCGGAAAUGGAUAUACUGAGGACCAAUGGUGUCAAAUUGAAGGUGACAUUGGAAGACACCAAGAGAGCCACCGUGGUACUUAUCAGGCAGCUCUCCCUGCUCAUGCAGAACCUCAAUGUCCUUCCUGACCACAUCCACAUGAGCAUGAAGCUCUACUACUACGACAACGUCACACCGGCACUCUACGAGCCGCCCGGCUUCAAGGAGGGUAGGUGCGACAGCCUGUGGUUCGAAGGCACGGCCGUGCACUUCGAAGUGGGCGACGUCCAGACGGCCUUGCACGCCUUUCACGUGCGAGUUUCCGCUGACACAAGUCGGCUAGGGAAUCUUGGAGACAGAAAGAAGCCGAUCGAUACCAAGCCGACCGACGCCUCCGGGAAAGAAAACAUCGAGGGCCCCGGCGAGAUCGUGUGCGUCGACGAUGAGAAGCCCUUCGGAGAUGAGUCGGCGCCGUUCAAAGAUCCCGAAAUCAAGGUAUGCCACAUUCCAAGCACGCUGGCACAAAGCGCUGGCAGGAUGCCUUCUUUGACUCUAUGUCCAUUUUAG